Recurvomyces mirabilis is the source of this 183-nucleotide messenger RNA. RefSeq lists its product as uncharacterized. Bases 1 to 183 code for a protein of 60 amino acids. The transcript is spliced from 3 exons. Lineage: Eukaryota; Fungi; Ascomycota; Dothideomycetes; Mycosphaerellales; Teratosphaeriaceae. The record is from RefSeq and is a predicted model, not a curated record.
AUGGCGCGUGGUAAUCAACGUGACAAGGCGCGCGAAAAGAACCAAGAGAAGUUGGCGGGGCAGAAGAACAAGAAUGGUAUGACCGGUAGCGAACAGCAGCGCGAGAAGGACAAGGUGGCGGCUAUCAUGCAGGCCAAGCAAGCGGCUGCUCUUGCUAAGAAGGAAGCUGACGGCAAGAAAUGA